AGUCAUUUCGGUAUGUUGUCGGUUUCUGUUUAUCAAGCUCUCUAUUGAUACCAACCUUUUGAAAAUAGGAUACACAUUACGAAAAAUAGAAACUCGGAUUCACCAAAAUGGUCUCACCGAAAAUCAUCAGAAGUUGGCUAUAAAUUGAUGCAUUUGCACUGUUUUUAAUGAUUUGUAACGUUCUCAAUAUUUAAUACAGCAAAAUGACUCUUAUAUAACUAGAAUCAUCUUGAAACGGUCUCUCUGAUUAUGCUAGUCUUAUGUAAAUCAAUUAAUCUUUUAAUUUUAAUUUUACACGCAUACCUACUUAAGGUACGGUGCGUUGGUAUGGUAUACAGUGGGUCAGGAAACAAAUUUGCACCAAGCAACAACCUCUGGUGCUCCAACAUUUUAUGUGCAUCCCUGACUGUAGUGAUUGUAUUGCUGCCCAAACAUAAGUCCUCCUGACAACUGAUCAUAUUCAGGAGGAACUGAAAAACAACUGAAGACCAUGACAUUAAUGCUGAAGCAUCAGUCACAUGCAUCAUGUGGUUUCUAUUUGUUACACAAUGACACCACAGAAAAGCGGAUAAGAGUGAGCUCAUCUUGGAGUUUUAUCGCAUUCAAUCCGAUUUAUCGACCUCAUAAUACUCUUUCUGCAUAUUAACUGCGGAAUUAAGCAAAAGGUGUGCAGUGUUGAAAAUGGGACACGUAGUGACGGACGCAGAUCGAUGAAAACAUUGAUCACCCAUCUUAAAUUAAGCAUCUUGGACUCCUGUCUCUCAUCACCAGCCACAAACACAAAACGCCUUUCCUUCCUGUAGCGUUUGUGUUGAUAGAAGCCCCCAAAUUCUCCCUUGUGUGACCCAUUAUUAUCCCACUAACAUAACCCAUUUCACUUUGCUCCGCCUUGUCUUUAACUUGAUGACACAUAACCCGCUCUUUUCACCGUGAGCCAAAUAUUAUUAUGUGCCUGUCGUCUCUUUACUUGCUGAUGUGUUUAUUUUACUAUACAGCCACUCCCAGGGCAAAUAGCCCUGUCAAAAAAAAGAAAAAACGAAAAAAGAAAAAAAAGAAAAGAAAGGAAAAAAAAAUACCCAAAACACACUUCUGUCUCACUGCGAUUUACUAAAAGGAGGUCAAAAACUUCCUUUUCGCUUUGUUCCCAAAUUAAUAAAUGUGUGUUUGUGUCAGCAAUCAACCAUGUGUCCUCUUAGUCAUUGGAGCUGUGUGUAUUUACACUGAUCACAAGUUUUCUGAAGCAUACUUUGACCUGGACAGAGGAGCUAGCAGACAUGAUGGGUGACUUCACUUGGAGCAGCCUGUCCGGCCAGAGUGUGCGUCUGACUGCAGUUGCCAUACAGAGCCUGUCUGAACUGGAGAGGGCCCGGCUCCAGGAAGUGGCCUCCGCCCGCUUGCAUCAAGACUACGAUGUUGGAUGUCAGAUUACUGUGCCAAAAGAUGGACAGAAGAGGAAAAAGUCCCUAAGGAGGAAGCUGGAUUCUUUAUCCAAAGAGAAGAGCAAAGAUAAAGAGGGUGUUCCUCAAGCCUUCAGUAUACCCCUCUCACAGGUCAUCGCAAACGACAGGACACAUAGGCAGCGCCAGGACGGCUAUCGUCAGGAUCCGCCACAGCGAGAGGAGCACAAGGACUCGUCUGACCUUGUCUCUUCCAUUCUACAGUUUGCGACAAAGCGAUCUUCUAAUAAGGAGCUCUCAAGCAGUAACUCCUCAUUGAGCUCCACAUCGGAGACAGCCAAUGAGUCGACGUCGCCCAACACGCCUGAGGCUGCACCGCGAGUGCGCAGACGGGGUGGCAUGUCGGUGGAUUCGAUAACGGAUCUGGAUGACAACCAGUCCCGCCUACUGGAGGCGCUGCAGCUCUCCCUGCCUGCCGAGACACUAAGUAAGAAGGAGAAACACAGGGAUAAACGGCUGAGUCUCAACCCUAUAUACCGCCAGGUGCCCCGUGUGGUCGACAGCUGCUGUCAACACAUUGAGAAAUACGGUUUGCAGACAGUUGGGAUUUUCAGGGUGGGAAGUUCUAAGAAAAGAGUUCGACAGUUACGAGAGGAGUUUGACCGUGGCGUUGAUGUCCAUUUAGAUGAGGAGCACAGCGUUCACGAUGUGGCCGCCUUGUUGAAGGAGUUCCUCAGGGACAUGCCUGACCCACUUCUCACAAAGGAGCUGUAUACUGCCUUCAUAAACACUACAUUGUUGGAUCCAGAUGAGCAGCAAAGUGUCAUGCAGCUACUGGUAUACCUGCUCCCAGCAUCCAACAGCGACACACUUCACCGCCUCCUGUUGUUCUUGUUCACCGUGGCCGACCAUGCCCAUGACCGGCAAGACAAAGACAGACAGGAGAUCACAGGGAACAAAAUGACCUCCUUAAACCUUGCCACAAUCUUCGGCCCCAACCUGCUCCAUAAACUCAAGUCUUCAGACAAGGAGUUCAGCGUCCAGAGCUCGGCCCGGGCCGAGGAGAGCACAGCCGUCAUCGCUGUCCUACAGAAAAUGAUCGCCAGCUACCAGACCCUCUUCAUGGUCCCACCUGACCUGCAAAAUGAAGUUUUGAUGAGUCUACUGGAGACAGACCCCGAUGUGGUGGACUAUCUCUUGAGACGAAAAGCAUCACAGUGUACCGAUCUACUCCAGGCUGAGGAGCCCUUCACCCUGAGCGAACGCCACUCCUCCAGCGAUUCCAACAAACCGUCCAGCGGGGAGGUGUCCCCAUAUGACAACAACUCCCCCAUCCUGAGCGAACGGAGAGGGGAGGCAGGGAAGCCAAGCGGUGCGAUGAUGGGGGAAAUGGCGGCCUGGGCAGGGGAGUCUGGAGCUGACAGCAGAGUGGGACCAGACUGUAUAUCGGAGGAACAUGCUAACAUUUGGGGUACGUGGCACACGACUCUCAAACCAGCACUCAAGGACCAAACUUACACAGGUUCCCAUAGCAACGUGUUUGAGGGAAGCUCCCGCAGCUCACAGGAAGGACUUGAUGGACUCCAUGGUGAUAGCAGACACAAGCCGAUGGCACUGCCAACAAGGACAGUGUCUGGCAUCGUUGAGUGCAGGCCACACCCGCCGGUGACCCGCGUGUGCACUAGCCCUCACCUGCAGCCAACCAUCAAUCGCUCUGCGCAGGUUCUCCAGCAUGCUCAUGGAGCCUGCACGACGUCGGAAUUGAAAGGCUGGGUGAACUCUAACGAGAGUGGCCGAUUCCCUCCCCCUUAUAACGCGCACCACCGUCUGGCCGCUUGUCAAAGUUCACCACAGCUUCCAGCAGCGCAGCAGCACCCCCUGCAGCACAAGAUGCCAAGUGCCGAGCAGAAAAACUCCGAUGGGCCCAUGAUGCCGCACAGCCAGGAGUGGCAGGACUGGCAGAGGGACCGCUGGCAAAUAUGGCAGCUGCUAUCUUCAGACAGUGCAGACACACUGCCAGAGACAUUGGUGUGAGAGCAUCAAACUCCAGCUUUAUGUCAUAUCUGAUGACUGCUUGGAGAAACUCGCCUAUGAUAAUCACACAGCCUCAUCUUUCCUCUCUUGUCCAUCGCUGGAUCUGCCAGCAUGCUCACGCAAUGCCAUUCUUGUUUACAUAUUCAGCUGCUGCCUUCUACAGACUUUGAAACAUCUAUGAGCCACCACUCAUUAUUCUGUUUAGAUAUUGUUUCUGCCCCACAUUUCAGUUCGAAGCAUUUGAAAACAGCCCCCAGAAAUACCUCAAAAACCAUCACAGCACUUCGAAAACUUAGCCAUGAAUGCCAUCUGGUUUCUUUUUUUUUUUAGUGGCGAGCAAUAGGAAACAAAAAGGCAACUUCAGAAUACGAUCUUGACUUUAAAUGCUGUUUAAAUGCAAAAUUCUUAUACACACUAAAGGAGUUCAUCAAACAUUUGAUUUGAAGUAUGUCUGUCCUUCAAACCUUUGAUAUAAAUGUUAGUCUUUGUAAGACUGUUAUUUUUCGCCUCACUGUUGAAUGUAAUUAUAAUGUUAAAGCACUCAGCUGUAAGUUUGCCACCUGCUGCACAAUGAGAUGUGCCAAAGUUGUGUUUGUUUUGUUUUUCCAUUUUAUUUCAGGAUAUCCAUUGUGUUCAUGUACAUGUUGAUGAGAAUGGCUUAUAGGAAGGCCAACAAUGUUUGCAUCAUAUUUCAAGAAGUAUCCUUGUUAGUUUCUGGUGUGUAUGUGUAUGUGUGUGUGUGUGUGUGUGUGUGUAUACAUUGUAAGUAAAAUACAGUGAAACCACAAAUUAACGGACUAAAAGGGAAGAGGGGUCAUCUGUUAUUGCCAUUUGUCCGUUAAUUUGAAACACUUUUUUUCAAGGCCUAAAAACACCUGUUACAUUACAAAAUGAUUGUAAAUAAAUGUAAAAAAAAAAAAAAAAAAAAAGCAUGAAAAUGUUUUCAAAUUUAUCCAAACUUACCGUUAAAGAUUGUUGUGAUGGUCUAAUACUUCGGUGGAAGUGCUGUUGUAUGUGCCAGCUUCCUCCAGGUCCCCGCUUUGACACACUUUCAAGUGCUUCUGCUUCUGCGCAACACCUUUCUUAUCUUUGGUAGGGUCCACAUCAAACUUCACUGCAAAAUCUUGUUGUUUUUCCUUACUGCUACGGAUGUCACUUACAGUUACAAUAAGUUUUUCAUGCCUUAUUCCUCGGGCCACAUAAACUCCCGACUCCAGCUUCUAAAUAAGUACCAUUUUUCACCAAUGGUAAGGUUAGUGCGCUUCCUUUUAUCAUUUCCGUUACGAUUGUAUGCCGUAGUGAAGGGCUUGACACACACACACACACAAAAACUGACCACAACCGAUUACCGUAUAUCAGUAUAUAUCAAUAUACCGUAGAAUGUUCGAGAUGCAUAUGUGUACACGACGAGCGCUCAAGUAAACAACAGUGGCUAUUCCCAGAACUACAGUGUUGAUUGCGCCAGUAAAGAACAGUGGCCACUUUUGGAACUAACGAUAUUUGCUCGCAGGCGUGCCUGACACUACCAUUUCUGUUCGUUAAAUCCGGAGUCCGUUGGUUCCAGGACCAUUCAUUUGUGGUUUCACUGCGCACCAAAACUUCUGUGGCCAAAAAACAACAACAGCAAAAACUGAUUCUGUAUAUGUCUCAUUUUGAACAGGCCAAAUGUGUGAAGUAUUUCUUGAAACUGGGGAACAGUUACCUUAAUUAACCUUUUUAUUGGAUAAGUCUUAAAAUGUACUGAAAUUUUUGCUCUAAAGAUGGAUAUUAAUGAUUACUAAGCAGUCAUAUACAAUGUUAAAAUAUUAUACAGUAUAUACUCAUUUUCCAAUGGUCAGUCAGUUUUCUGUUUUCUAUGUAUGGCUUUUGGGACCUGAUUGUGUGCUUAGGGUAAUAUAGUGAUUCGUGCCAAGUCGCCUUAAUUACCCCGAUUAACUGACCAAUACUAGCACGUUUGGGCAUUUGGAACAGAAUGUUUCAGCUUGAACCCCUUCAUAGAUUUUAUAAAUAAGAACCAGCACUUUUAAAUGAAACCCCAAACCUACACUGCAAAAACACAAAAUCUUACCUCGUGAAUUGAUCUUAUUUUUUGUGAAAAAAUCUUACUGUACUUAUUUCUAGGCAGUUUUUGACUUUGUCCUAAAAUGUCAGCAAGACAAAAAGACUUGUUUUAAGUUAAAAUAGCUUAUUUUAAGAAUCUUAUAAAGUAAAUUCAUGCUACCCCCGUUGUCAGAUCCCCCCCACUUAUUUUAGGGACACAAUAUCUUGUUUUUAAUAUAUAUUUUUUUAAUAAUUGUUUUGAGAAAGUCAUUUUUUUCCAAGGUAACUGGCCAACUCCUCCUGAAGACUCAAUCACGUGGAUAGUUGCUGGCAAAUAUUUCACAAUUUGUGUAUUUCUUUGAAAGGGUGAAGUAAAAGAAACAAACAAGUAGUACAGUCCAACAGUUGGACACAUUGUGUUGAAUAUUUGGCGUCACCUAUUGUCAGGCUAUUGUGAUGUUUCCGUCUGUGAACACAUUCCUGCUCUGUAGGAAAGCAUGUGGAGUGUCAUGUAGAGUGUCUUCUGUUAAGAGUAUGUAGAUGUAAGGGUGUAAAUAAAUGUGCUAUAGCUCAUAGUUAGGGAUCAUACUUUGUUAACAAUUCAGCAAAUGUGCUUUGCUUUCCUGAGUGAAAUAUAUGAUAUGCAGUACUGGUAUAUAUGUAUCUAUUCCAAAUGAAAAAAAGUUCCAAAUCGUCCUAGUGUGUCUUAAUCUUACAUCCUAUUGUGCCAUGGUGGAUUUAUUGACAUCAGUGGGGUUUUCAUGGUCCAAUUUGUCACUCAAUAUUUUGCUAUGUGCUUUUUUGGUACCACGUAAGUUCUAUACAUGUUGUAAUGGAAUUAAAUAUGGUUAUGUUCA
Phyllopteryx taeniolatus (common seadragon) is the source of this 6328-nucleotide messenger RNA. RefSeq names its product rho GTPase-activating protein 6. Gene Ontology annotation, biological process: signal transduction. NCBI's taxonomy places the organism in Eukaryota, Metazoa, Chordata, Actinopteri, Syngnathiformes, Syngnathidae. The transcript has 14 exons. The coding region runs from base 1275 to 3431 and encodes 718 amino acids. The record is from RefSeq and is a predicted model, not a curated record.